AUGAAGAGGCGUGAAUGGAGUGUCGGUUCGAGUGGAGGCAGUGGCGCCAAGCUGGCUAAGGAGGGGAGUGCCAGCAGGGGCGGUAGCAUAGGUAGUGCGCGUAGUUCGUGUAGUGCGUGUAGCGCAGGUGCUACAGUUAGUAGCCUGUACCGAACCAACUGCCUAACUAAGGAGAAAAAAAAAAGUGACCUGAGGGGAACUCCUUCCACCCCAUCCACGAGGAAAGCAAGCACAACGGGUGAGUCAGACAUGGGGAGGGGGGCAAGGACGAGUCUACGCGCAAGUGCGAAAAAGAAACGAGGACCACACCUGACACGCAACGUUACACAGAAUGAGGCGCAAAAGGGAGCGAACAAAUUAGUAAACGUGUCGUCACCAAGGCGGGUGCAAAAAAUCGCCUGUCUGGCGACGUAUGCACACAAGUACAGGCUGACCAAGACGUGUAGCCUGAAGAAGGCCUGCCAAAACAAGAGGAAUACGAGUACCCCUCGAGGUAGUAGCAACUGCAGCGAGAGGAUAAAUGGGCUAAUGGAGGAACAGAAAAAAAAGUGUCGCUCCCAUUACCACCGCGGGGUCCCGAACGUACAGGGUCCCCCCAUUAGUAUGUUUCAUCAGGAAGGCGCAGGAAAGGCCUCUUGGGGGAAAAUGAAGUCCAUAACGAAAUUGAGGCAAAAAAAAAAAAAAAAUGAACAGCUGCUCGAGGGACAGGAUCAAUUAAAUGAGCAUAUGAAAGACAUGAAUGGAACGCGCAGCGGAAGUGACCCAGGUGAUGUUCCUAAGUGGGAUGAACUGUAUAGCUUCUUCCCUCAUGUAUACAACCCUGUGGACAGUGAUGGUGCAAAAGGGACCCCCAGUGGAGGGGUCACUACUCACGCCCCGUGUGAGUACCCAGUGGGGCAAAUCUACGAAGGUGUGAAGGGGAGACCACGAAUCGUUCACAUGGGAGUAGGUGGAGGGGAUAUGUCAAUUGCAUUCUCCGAGACUGUUCCCACUACCGCGGCUUUUUAUGAACAGCACGUGGGGUAUGAUGGCUUUCACGGGCAGUACCUACCGAAUGAACUGGGCAGGGGAGGCAGCUCCAACGAGGAAGACAUGAACGGAGGGUUUCAUGAGUUAAGGAGAAAGGACACAAAUGGGGACCUCUCUAAUGAUUAUAUAACUUACAAGCAGUACGUUCUGCAGAGCAACUCGAAUGGACAGAGUAGGAUGGAGGGAGGGCUACCUACCCACCAGAUGCAACAGGAACCAAUUCACAAACGAAGCGACGAAUUGGCUUCACACUUGAAGAAGCACAAACAGCAUGCAUGUUCAAUUAAUAAUAAUCAUUUGAAGAGUCACUCCUCCGACAGUGACGCGAUAGACGACGUGCACUCAAAUUGUGGAGAGUCCUUUACCAUUAAACACUUGCCAGAGGUACCAAGUGAUGUGGCCAUGGUAUGCAGUAGCCACGAUGCUUCUCUCCAACCUAAGCGGCAUGAGUGGCGUUCGUUUUUAACGGGUGAACUAGCCAUGAAUGAAGGAGGUGGGGGUGCCACCCGAGCAUGUUACAGCUCUUCAGGUGACGAUGGGUCAGACGUGUGUGCAGAGGGGAGAGCGGAACGAAGGGGACAGAGCCAUUUGCGAAAUGUGAUGGAGCCAAAUGAGCACGUCCUCAAUGCUAACUGUUACCGUGACGGGGGUGACCACUUUGCUAACUGCGAUGCUCUUUCGUUCUCAUGCAACGGGGUUCAGUCGCCAUGGGUGGGUCCCAUGAUGGACUCGAGUAGGCACUUUGGGGAGAGGGGACCUCUGUCCCACUCCGACAACUACUUCCGCGGUGUGAUCUCGGAGGACCAGCGUGCAGGUGGGGAUGACCCCCUCGGUGACGCUACUGCGUGUGGGGGCCACCCUUGUUGCGUGGACCCUUCCUGUUCCGUGCGAGGGCAGGAAAGAGGGCCCAACGACUACUCACUACAAAGACCUCGCUUCAGCGACGCCCUUCUGUACAGCCACAAGACUGACGUGUCCAUAAUGCACAUCGAUAGUCUGGAGGAUACACCAGGUCCAUAUGAACAGAGAGACAUGCACAAGGGGGACAAGUGUAGUGGCACUCCUUAUGUCGAUUAUAUUAUUCAAGCCAAGAACAGAAUGGAAGGGGCGGACGACGCGGGCGACGCGCACAAUGCACAUUUGAGGAGCCCUUCGUAUAACGCAUCUUCAGGGGGCUCACCCACACAACCACACCGAGAGCAAAUGUCAAUCGGAAGGGGGCAUAGCCAGCGCUCAAACGAAAAUAAAAACAACCUGCGUGAUCAUAACGAAUCGGAGGAGACUAAUCUCCUUGGGGAGGACUACCCACACGGGGUGGUGUGUGUCCACCUGGGAGGAAGAACCGACAGGGGCAGCACCAACGGCGUGUACCAACUUAGGAAGAACAAGAAUGAACGAAACAUAAUGGACGAUUCAAUUUUGUCCCACUCGUUUGAACAAUAUAAUCAUUCCGCCGGUGAUGAAGGAUGCGAUGGAGAGAUGGUCCAGUGCGACACUCGAAGAGGAAGCACGUACGCAGGUGUUCAUUUGAAAUCUGUGCACAACACGUUUGAGGAUCCACAAGAGGAAGGAAUUGUUAUUGGAGAAGACCCAUGUUCCUCCUUUGGUGUUCCUCAUGUGAGGGGUAGUAACGGUGUACUAGGUGCAGAGGGUCGUGAGGAGGUCCCCCACCAUACUCUACAUGCACAUGCAGGCGGAGACAAGUUUGCGGUUGAGCUGUUAUACUCCUCUUCAACGUUUGGAAGUAACACCACGGAGGGGAGCAACGGCGGUGGUGAAGCGAUUGAUGAUGGACCGCUUCAUGGUGGACCGGUUCAGGGAAGUCGUAGCGACUCACUUGGACGGAACGGCGCCACCGCAACAACGCAGGUAAAUCAUUAUUCACCUGAACAUGUUCAUACGAAAGGGAUGAAAAAAAGCAGCUCCUUCAUCUCGGAACACAACACAAGAAACAAACAAAUGGGGAUGCUGUCCUUUAUUAGAAGUCGCAGUGCCCACAUGGUGAAGGAGUCCAGGCGAGACUGUCCAUUGAAGUUUGAUGACACCACCCCCAUAUGCAAUAAGGAAAUGAAUAGGAAGAAGAGUCGAUCGAACGGAUGGGCAAAAUUUAAAUGCACCAUGUUAUCUGAACAAAUGGUGAGACAGGGGGAGGGAAUUACAAGCAAGGGGCAGGAGCAUGAGGACGGUUCUACGAGAACGAGGGAAAGGACCUCCGCGUUGAGUAAAAUUCCCGAGGGGUGUGUCCUUUCUCGUGCAGCUCUGCCAAAUGAGACUGGCGAGAAAAAAAAAAAAAAAAAAUUUUUACGAGCAAACUGUUGGAGGGAUUGA
This is a messenger RNA of Plasmodium fragile, 3357 nucleotides long. RefSeq lists its product as uncharacterized. The record is from RefSeq and is a predicted model, not a curated record. The coding region runs from base 1 to 3357 and encodes 1118 amino acids. The transcript is spliced from 2 exons. Lineage: Eukaryota; Apicomplexa; Aconoidasida; Haemosporida; Plasmodiidae.